Pyrenophora tritici-repentis Pt-1C-BFP is the source of this 4083-nucleotide messenger RNA. Its product is annotated as GAL4 domain containing protein. Gene Ontology annotation, molecular function: DNA-binding transcription factor activity, RNA polymerase II-specific; zinc ion binding. The record is from RefSeq and is a predicted model, not a curated record. NCBI's taxonomy places the organism in Eukaryota, Fungi, Ascomycota, Dothideomycetes, Pleosporales, Pleosporaceae. Gene Ontology annotation, biological process: silent mating-type cassette heterochromatin formation; regulation of transcription by RNA polymerase II; rDNA heterochromatin formation.
AUGGACAAGCUCAUCUUCACUUUCACACACGACAUCUUUACGACGCCCUUACGCUCCUUUUCUUUCGCUGUUCUACGCGUGCUGCUGCCUAGUUCUAGGAUUUUGCGUUCCGACCUAUUUAAAGAGUCACGUUUCCCCGCCUUCCUGGACGCCCUUGGUCUCGCUUCCUUCUUGGUCCACCAAAAACGCGUUCGCGAUGAUCGCACGCCAACCACCGAUCGCGAUUCAACAUUGACCACGACUAGUCCGCCCGCGACGCCCUUGUUGUCUCCUUUGCGACACGGCCUGGCUUUGCCAUCGUCCACUUUGCAGGCAACAAUGUCGACUCCAUCAAGUACUGCACCGGAGACGGACGGGAUGCCGCAAACAUCGACACCGUCCGCUGGCGCUGACGAGGGCUCAAUGGACGAGAUACCCCCUCCCCGUACAGUCAAGGUACUCUACACAUUCGACCACGAGAACAAGUCGAAUUGCCUGGCUCGUCUGCCGAGUGUUCUCAGCGUGCCUGUAGUGUCCCUGGAUGAGACAACCGAGGUCGGAGUCAUCGAACUCAAGACGUGCAUUCAGGCUAUUGUUGCUGCAAGUCCCGAGCUGGUCGCCAAACUAGGUCAUGAUUACACCGUCUACGCUUACGACUUCUCCGAGUACGAAACGCCGCUUGUGGGCCAGGGCAUGCUGUCUUGGAUUCUUGCUUCAGCAUCGUCGACCCCCAAUGCCCCCGCCAAAGACUCCCAGACAAUGGUCACUGGUCGUGUGUGCAAGAACAUCCUUGGCAUCUUCUCGAAUGGUAUCAAGGAGACUCUCGAGGUGAAACUGAAACUAGUCCCUGUGCCAACGUGUAUGCAAAAGGAAUAUGUCGAGAACAUGGAGCGAUAUCAUAGUCUCAGUCAGCUGAUGCCUGAAGGGUUCGACUACAAUGCCUGGUCGGACUUUCUCAAAGAGAACCCAAUGCUAAGCCAUCUGGCCCAACCAGCUCCCGGCUACCCCGCACAGCCUUCACCACGCGCUUCUACCGGUGGUGUCGAGCCGUUUCAUCAGAUGCUUACUCGCCAGAGUCCAUCCCAGGAGCCUUCCCGUAACGAUUCUUUCUAUGACCAGACGGGCGUACCCUACAUGUCUCAACCCAUGCGACCCUCGAGCCCUGCCCUGAGCACCGUCUCAUUCCACCAUUACCAAUACAAUCCACCCUCACGCCCUGCAUCCCGAACCUCUGUCCGAAGUGAAGCAGUUCCACCCCCUCAGCCGUUCCCGUUCAGCGAUCCCUAUGUCGUCGAGCAACAGGAAGAAGGACCCCCAAAGAAAAGGGCACGCAUCACCCAGACUACAAGACCGAGAAACACGCCACUGACUGCUCACAACGACUCACUCCGGGUGACUGCCAGCACAGCUGCCUCUGUACGCUUGCUCAAGCCGGCUCUCAGUGCUUCAGGAGCUGCUGCUGAUAUGGUACCACGUGCACCUACCCCCCGCCCAGGCGAGAAGCAAAAUAGGAGAGGAAUGCGUCGUCCACCAGCGCCAAGUGCGUUACGACAUGGUUCUAUGGAUAGACCACGGUACAUGUCUCCGUAUGAAAAUGGGCCCUACUCCGAUAACGCCAUGGAAUCAGCGGAUGAAAGAGAUGGUAGUCCUAGCGAGACCCCUAGAGAAAUGCCCUCCUCGCCUCCAAUUGCACCACAGCGAACCGUAUCGCCUGCUCCUUCCAGCCCCAACCUACCGACGUUAUCCAUGAACGACUCUGGCUUCGUUAGCGACAUGCCUACAGGACGGGAGGGCAUGGAUCUUGGGGAUAAAUCAUGGCAUCGAAAAUCUACAAUACAGCCAAUCGCCGAGAGUAUCGAGAUGGAUUUGGGGAGCACACAAGGUUUCGACUUUGAUAGCAUGGAUCAGGAUAUGUUCAAUUCGGUCUAUUUCCAAGAGGAUCAUACCAAAGACGACAAUGAUCUCAUGUCGAGGAUGUCCAUGCUGCAACAAGACAAUGACCAUGCGGCUGGGCAGAACGGAACUACUGAUGCUUGUGCGUCUGGUUUGAUGGGUCAGACCAAGGUUCAGAAUCUGUCACGCGCAACUGUAUCUACCGCCGGCUCUCCCGAUGCCAUGGUGUCGCACGUCUCUCCCACCGCCGAAAGCGAGGCACUGAUAUUUAGUCGAUCCGCCACACCGAACCUCCCUGUCAAGCAUUCAAAACCAUCGAAACCGAGAGGACUUCCAAGGUCGCAUACAUGGUCUGGUACAGGCGAGCCCAUGUCCGAUGCGCCCACACCUUCAGAGUAUGGUGGACCUCGCAGCGGAUCUGGUGCUAAAAGGAAGAGAUACAUCAAGGACCGGUUAGAGGCAGCCAUUGCCAAAGGCGAGAUGCCACCACAUUGUGUUAACUGUGGAGAGAUCGAUACACCUACUUGGAGGAAAGCCUAUACGCGUGUGGAGAAUGGCUCGCCCACUGGACUUGAAUUGUCGACUGAUUCAGCCGGUACCGACAUCAUUGCGUAUGAAUUGGUAGAACCAUCUACCGACAGCGAUGGCGAGCCAAGAUACCGCAUCUUCAAAAAUAACUUGACCCGCGAAGACAAGGAUUUGAUGGCGGCGAAGUCAAAUAAUGCAUUUGAGGAGCUCAACCUCUGUAACCCAUGUGGACUAUGGCUCAUUAAGAAGUUUUCGAUGAGGCCGCAGAAGGUUUGGGAUAGGGCUGCACGGUUGGCGAAACGCAAGAGGGACCAGAAGAUGGGAGCUCGCUCCAAGUCCAUUGUCGGCGAUGAGCUCAUGUCUGACGCACCCUUGCCAGAAUCUGAGCCUGCUAUGCCAGCCGAGCAAGAGCUGGGUGAUACCGCUCAUGAAAAGAACCAUGAUGGAGCAAUGGCACCACCAAACGGUCUGCCUGGUCUACGUGAACAGGCUGCAUUCCAGCGAGCUAUGCAGUCUAGUCCUGCCGGUGUUCGAGGAUCCAAGGCCUCGCCCAUUGACCUUGAACAUGACCUUACACCAAAGCCUACUAGGCGGAUACUGUUCCCCUCACCCGGGAAGCAAGGCCAGCAAAAGACACUUCAGCAACCGCCGCCUCCUAUCGCCACUCCCAUGCAUGUACAUGAUGAUGACGCCCCAAAAAGGCCCCGUUGUCAACGAUGCAAAGAGCUCAAGCGGGGUUGCGACCGGGAGCGACCUUGUGGCCGUUGUCGACAUGCUGGAAUAGGCCAUGACGGUUGCAUUCCCAUUGUGACAAAGCAAGCAAACUGGUUUGAGCAGCCUGUAGUACAAGUCGCCACUCUUGACGACGAGAAUCCCGACAAAGAGAACUGUCCACCUCCUUCUUCCACAGGACGAGAUGAACUUGCUCACCUUUUUGAAGAUGCGGUGUCGCCAAAGACUACGCCAAAGAAGGAUCUGAGCUCCCAAGAUCUCUUGAAGACGCCCACUCCAGGCACCCGACAGCGCGCCACGUUGACACCAAAACGAGGUGAACUUCCUGCAACACCCGGCCGCAGCAUUUUCACUCCUCGUGGAACUCGCGCGGCGACAAUCGCACCCGAGACGCCGUUUACACGUUCACUCAAUGCGUUAUUGUCUGACCAUCCUAUCUCGUCACCUUCCCAAACUAUGGACUUUUCUGAAUUCCCCACUUUCACUACGCCCGGUCGUAGCGCUGCCGAAUUCAGUCAGUUCCUGCCCGAGGACUUUCUUUCAAGCGACAUGCCCGUGAAUAGUUCUCCAUCAAAGACAGGCUCGCUAGGCCCAGGUUUCGAUCUCUAUGAAGACCCCAAUACAUCUUCCGCUGCUGGUCUGUGGAAUGGGGAGAACAUCUUCGGUAACGAAACCAUGAUGUUGACUAUGGAGAACGGGUCCAGACGCGGUAGUCUUGAUGCCGACAACAGUCCCGAUGCAGCUGCCUUGCUCAAGAUGAACUACGGUGGCAUGACUGUAGACUUCGCAGCCAUGAUCGAGGAGGUGGUCGGUGCGUCGAACAAGGACAUGGACUUGAACAAUACCGCGAGAGAGGACACCGAGGACGAUGUCAAGCCCGCUGUACCCAUAAGCCCGGAAGCUGAAAGUCAGUGCGUUGGUAAGACACCAGAGGAGCCUACUUCCGUGUGA